Molecule: messenger RNA, 1773 nt
Organism: Schizosaccharomyces osmophilus
Lineage: Eukaryota; Fungi; Ascomycota; Schizosaccharomycetes; Schizosaccharomycetales; Schizosaccharomycetaceae
Product: phthalate transporter
Exons: 1
Coding region: 1-1773 (590 amino acids)
Biological process (GO): transmembrane transport
Cellular component (GO): membrane
Molecular function (GO): transmembrane transporter activity
Source: RefSeq, a predicted model, not a curated record
AUGAGCAACGAGGAAGCAGACAAUCAUCUUACCUAUACAUACGGAAGGCGUAGUUCAGAGUCCUCUGACACGGAGAAAGACAAAAAAGGAGUACAUACCUUUACUCUCAAGUCUGGGGAAAGCGAAAAGGAUACCAAUGGUGAAAAAGCUAAACCCGAUGACUUGGGACCACCUCUUCCUCAAAGGACUUUAUACUCUUUGUUCUUUGGACCAAGGACAAAAAUACCCAACGAUGCGAUAGCCACUCAGUAUUCCGUGUACGAUGAUCCCAAUGUACGAGAAGCGUAUUACCCUAUUGAUACCUAUGAAAAUAUACAUAGAUUCGACCCAUUUUUUCGAUGGAGCUGGGGAGAAGAAAAAUGGCUUGUUAGAAAAAUGGAUUUGUUUAUUAUGCUCUGGACAUGUAUUAUGUUUUUCGCACUUGAGCUGGAUCGUGCCAAUAUCAAACAAGCGCUGAGUGAUACCCUUUUGGGUGAUUUAGGCAUGACCACAAAUGAUUAUAAUAACGGAAUGAUUGUUUUUUAUUGUUCCUUUUUACUUGCAGAAUUGCCAUCACAACUCAUUAGUAAACGUGUUGGUCCUGAUCGCUGGAUCCCCACUCAAAUCACGCUUUGGAGUAUUGUGACAAUAUUUCAAUUUUUCUUAAAAAAUAAAGCUUCCUUUUAUGUGACCCGAGCCUUGCUUGGUAUUUUAGAAGGAGGAUUCAUUCCGGAUGUUGUUUUGUAUUUGUCUUAUUACUACACAGGUUCUGAGUUGAACCUUCGCUUUUCCUUCUUUUGGAUUUCCAAUUCCCUUGCUGAUAUUUUCGCUGCUUUUUCUGCCGUCGGCAUUCUCAAACUAGGUGGUCACCAUGGGUAUGCUGGUUGGCGCUACCUCUUUUUGAUUCAAGGUAUUAUUACCCUGUGUAUUGGUGUAUUGUCCUACGGUAUGAUGCCUUCUGGACCCACUGCCACUGCCUCUUGGUUCCGCGGGAAAAAAGGUUGGUUUAGUGAACGACAAGAGAAAAUCAUUGUCAAUCGAGCAUUACGAAACGAUCCUUCGAAAGGUACUAUGCACAAUAGACAAGCAUUAACUCCCAAGCUUUUCUGGAAAGCCCUCUGCGAUUACCAUUUGUGGCCUCUGUAUGCAAUUGGAAUUUGCUUCAAUAUUCCAUAUCUUCCACCAAACUCCUAUUUAACAUUAAGCUUGAAAAGCCUUGGAUUCUCAACUGUCAAAACCAAUUUACUCGUCCUUCCCUCCAUAUUUCUAACCAUCAUCAAUUUGUUGGGAAUUACCUUUUUUAGUGAAUUGAUUGGAGAGAAAUCAAUUGUUUGCAUGGGUCCUCAGUUUUAUGUACUACCUUUGCUGAUCGCUUUGUAUGUCUUACCAGGGUCUACCAGCAAGUGGGUAUUGUAUGUACUCUCUACUUUAAUUGUUGGUACACCAUAUGCGCAUGCCUUGCAGGUGGGAUGGAAUUCUCAAAAUUCAAAUUCUGUUCGUACCCGAACCGUGUCUGCUUCACUGUAUAACGUUUCAGUUCAAAUCGGUAGCAUUGUGUCUUCCAUGAUUUAUCGGGCAGAUGAUGCCCCUCGCUACAGACGAGGAAACCGCGAUCUCAUUGGCAUUACUUGCCUUAACGUUGUUAUUUAUUUAUUUACAAAAUUCUUCUAUGUCUACAUAAACAAAAAGAGAGACAAAGUAUGGAACGACAUGACGGAGGAGGAGAAAAAAUAUUAUGUGGAGAAUACUACAGACGAAGGAAACAAAAGAUUGGAUUUCCGGUUUGUGCACUAA